This is a messenger RNA of Penicillium bovifimosum, 423 nucleotides long. RefSeq lists its product as uncharacterized. NCBI's taxonomy places the organism in Eukaryota, Fungi, Ascomycota, Eurotiomycetes, Eurotiales, Aspergillaceae. The transcript is spliced from 2 exons. The record is from RefSeq and is a predicted model, not a curated record. The coding region runs from base 1 to 423 and encodes 140 amino acids.
AUGAACCUUCUCCAGGUAGUGGUUCCAGCGCCCAGACGCUCAAAACGUAUUGCAGCGCGGAAUGCCAGAGACGCAGCUAAAAAGCUGGCGGAGAAGACCGACAAUGUCCACGAGGAGAAACAAGCGGCAAAAGCCGUCGUGAAGCCCCCUAAAACCUAUGUCAUCACUGUGGACUGGUAUGAAGGGAGCUUACGUGCGCGAGGGGGUGUUGGUUCGCUAAGAACUAACUGGAAAGGUCUACCAAAGCGCCAUUUUAUCGUGGAGGUGCCCAAGGAGAUGGGAGGAGAUUUUGAAGCUGCGCGCAAACUGAAGGGAGCCGCAAGGAGUGAGGCGUUGAUGGGGAUUUUCCGUCGCAUUGAAGGUGGUGAUUGCGACCUCCUUGAUCAGUACCUUCGUGGGGGUAUCAUAGAUUUUGAUUCCUGA